Messenger RNA from Cuscuta europaea, 1003 nucleotides. The record is from the annotation of a GenBank genome assembly. Lineage: Eukaryota; Viridiplantae; Streptophyta; Magnoliopsida; Solanales; Convolvulaceae.
AUUAGAUUAAGUUUAUUUUCCUUUUAAAUCACAUUAUAUGUGAUCCGAUAGAAAUUAAAUUUCAAAUUAGCUAAAUUCCAUAUUGCCCGUGCGAUGCAUGGGCGCUUGAAAGCUAGUCGUACAUAAAUCAAGAAGACAGAAAAAUUCAGAUUACAUAAGCGAUUUAGGAACAGAAGGCAGAGGGGAUUUGAAGGGAGUGGGGGUGACUUGGAGAAACAUAUAAUUGCCUGCAAAAAUAUCCCCAAAAUGGCACUUACUCUCCUUCAACCUCUUGGCGCACGCCGCCACCGCCAGCCUCGCCUUCCUCCUCACCCCCGCCGCCAGCUUCCGAAUCUUCACAAUCCUCAAUCGCUUCCUAAUCACCACUCUCGCCUUCCUCACCCCCCUCCCGGAGAAGCUUCUGAUCAGCUGCCUCCCCGCCGCCGCCGUCUCGGGCUCGAACGUCGCGCUGCACCCAGCUUCUUUAGGCCUGAGUCUGCUGUAGGAGUGUCUAGAAAGCGAAGGCAUAAUUUCGAUCAUCUUAUCCGCCUUUAUCAAACUUUGAAUAGAUCGAAAUUGUGAUGAGAAUGAAUGGAAUGGAGUUAGGCCGGAAAUAGAAAGGUAGCUAAGCCGAAGCAGUGGUGUAACAACCUGGGUACGUGGUUUGUCUGUCUUAGAUCAUCAAAGUAUGGGUUUGGUGUUGGUUGGCCAUAAUUAAUUGAAUAAAAAAGACGGAAUAUCCGGUCCCGGAGUCCACCGCACUCAGACCCGACAAGUCACAUGGUCGGGAGGAGGUAAAUCCGAGGAGGUAAAUCACGACGACUCAAUCAGCAAAAUGACAUUACGCUCGUAUAACCGUGUGCGAGGUUCAGCUCAUUUCAGAGACCUUGUGGUUGACCAUAAUUAAGUAAAUGCAACGUAAGACGAGCCGGCCAAUAUAUGCUACAGCCCGCCAGCUGCCACCACGUAUACAUAUGCAUGUGUAUAGUGAGUGAUUCACGAAGCCUUUAAUAUAUACUCCCUC